Messenger RNA from Closterium sp. NIES-65, 4848 nucleotides. NCBI's taxonomy places the organism in Eukaryota, Viridiplantae, Streptophyta, Zygnematophyceae, Desmidiales, Closteriaceae. The record is from the annotation of a GenBank genome assembly.
AUGGACGAGGAGGGCGACGCGGAGGAGGACAAGGAACGAGAGCAGGGAGGAGACGAGGGGAGAGAAUGGGAAGUGAGGGAGGAAGAGGGGGGAGAAGAGGGAGAAGAGGGGGAAGAGUGGGAAGAGGAGGGGGAAGGCGACAUGUACAGUGUUCGCGCGCGUUCUGUUACGCAGGCUUUCCCAAUGUCCGGUUCACUCCAAGGAGAAUCAAUGCACACUCGUAACAAUAAGAGCCUCUUUCCGAAGUCGUUAUCUGGCCCUAACUUCCAAAUCGCUUUCGCUCCGCCCGCUCCUUCCGCCCGCCGAUUCCUCCACCACUCCUCCGCCCCCCGCUCUGCAGCCUCCGCGCAUCCCGCGACGCCCCCAGGAGCGGAAAGCCGCGCGCUUCCCCCUACGGCGGGGGCUCAGGGAACGCUGCUCCGCAAGUCCUCCGCUCCCCCUUUGCGCUCCUCUGCCCCCGCUACCCGAAUUUUCGCGGAAACAUACGCGCCUGGCUGGGGUUCCUUCAGCGAACUCGCGGAAAAUAUCAGCGCCAGCACCGCGGAAUCUGCUGCAGGGACCAUAGCGGGUACUCCUGUAGGGACUGCCGCAGACGCUGCUGCAGGAAUCGCUGCAAGAAAUCCACCCGGAAACGCGUUUAGAGAUGCCACUUUAACGCGCAGACGCACAGUGGGGGCGAUGCCGGUUUUCGGGAGCCAAUUGGUGUCUGACACGUGGGGCAGCAGCGGAGAGGAAGAGGAAGAAGGGGGGGAGGAACAGGAGCAGGGGGAAGGGAGAAAUGUGGAGGAAAAGGUAACAGAGCGGGGGCAAUGGCAGACGCAAAAGGGGGACGCCGGGGGGAACGAUGGUAGGCGGAAAGGGAGCAGGCGGCGGAAAGGGGAAAGAUGGAAAAGCGGUCCUCUGCUGAGCUCGUCCGCUGCUGCUACUGUGACUGCUGCAGCAGCAUCAGCAACAGCAGCAGCAGCAGCAGCAGCGUUUCCGCCUUCCUCAAGCUUCUCUGACCGCAUUUCUCACUGCCUGCAGCAGCAGCAGCAGCAAGUGCAGCAGCAGGCGUGGCGGCGAAAGCUGAGUGUUGAAACGAUAGCAGGCCUCAUAGUUAGCACUGACUCUAGGGCAGGAACUGGGGAAGACAAAUCAGCUGCAUUAACUGCAGCUGAGCCUGUCUCAGUAGGAAGCUUCGCAGAAGGAGCAGCGCCAUUGACCCCACAAACGCCUGCGCCGGGGGGCAGAGGGCUGUGUUCAGUUGAGCAGCGUCGCACGCUGCACCGGCCCAGGUGGAGUGUGGCAGAAGCAGUAGUAGAGAACUUGACUGGCAGGGCGUGCGAUGUGGCGGAGGGAGAGUGCGAUGGGGCGGAACGAAAGCAUGGUGGGGCGAGGUGCAUGGGGCACGAUGUGUUGAAUGAGACGGGUGCAGAGUCCGUGCGCGAGCGUGGUAAUGCUACCAGUCACACAUGCGCGCAGCUUGAUGGGUGUGAUGGGCGUCUGCAGCAGCAAGGGCGGAAGGGGCAGCACGGGCAGCAGCACGGGCAGCAGCAGGGGCAGGAGGAUUCAAGGGAGAAGAGGCGAGCAGAGCAGGAACGAACUCCGCAGGGGCAUGGGAAGGCACGCAGCGGGCCACUGCAGUCUCCGAGGGGUGAGAGGCGGUCAGUGCACUGGCGGAGUGGCAGUGCUGUUGAACGCUCACGUUCCCAUGAACAAUCGCACUCCCACUCGCACUCACUAUCCCACUCACACUCCCACUCGCACUCACUAUCCCACUCACACUCCCACUCGCACUCACUAUCCCACUCACACGCUUCCUCCCUAACAACUCCUUCAUGUGAAGGGUCGGAGAAAAAGGACUCACGAAAUGAAGAGAGGUAUGCGAGGGCAGGUGAGGGAUCCGAAGCCAGAGUGGAGGAAGGGAAGGGGAAGGGAGGGGUAGGGAGGCACGGGCGCAGCAGGAGCCUGGUGACUCUCAGAGCCAAGCAUCACAGCAGCACCAGCACCGCUUCUGGUGAUGACCUAGGUGGAGCAGACCUCUUCCCUGCAGCUGUGCCUGGCUCGUUCCUCUUGGCUGCCUCUGCGGCUGCCUCCGCUGCUGCCUCGGCUGCAGUGUGUGCGGCAAGCUCAGCAAGCCGAGUGGUGCUGCAGAAGAUGCAAGGGCCAGGGUCGUCUAGUCAGGGCUCGGCUACUGCUACAAGGGCUGCUCGUAGCAGCAGCAGCGGGGAUGCGGUGAGGAGGAGGAAAGUCAGGAGCGUGAGCAGCAUUGGGUUAGACUUCCAGCCUCACACACUCAUUCCCAGCGGUAGCAGCAGCAAGGGGAAGGGUUUCACCAGGCACAGGCGUACUCUGAAUGGUGGUGAGGAGGGUGGGGAGGAGGAUGGGGCGGAUGGUGGGGACAAGGGUGGGGAGGAGGGUGGGGAGGAAAGUGGGGAGGAGGGUGGGGAGAAAGUUGGGGAGGAAGGUGGGGAGGAAGGUGGGGAGGAGGGUGGGGAGGAAGGUGGGGAGGAAGGUGGGGAGGAAGGUGGGGAGGAGGGUGGGAACGAGGAGGCUGAAGAAUCGCGAGGGGUUAGGAGUGGAGAUGACAGCGGAAGUGAGGGAAGAGAGGGUUUACAGGGAGAGGAGGUAGAAGGAGAGUGGGGAGGAGGGGAGAAGGCCACACCACGGCCAGUCACCGCCUCCCUUGCUUCCUCAAUCACUCCACCUCCGGCCCAGCCCAUCAACUCAACAUCCCCCAUCAACCCAGCGCCUCGUGAACCCUCGCCCUCUCGCCUUGCCACUGCUGUGACUCGCCAGCCCAGCGCUGCUCGCAGUUUUUUGCAAGAGCUGAGUGCCAGCGGGCUGCAGCAGCGAGUGGGCAUGACUGGUGAGGAGACUCAAGACCCUUCCCAGCCGCGUCCAGCCACUGCUGUGACUCGCCAGCCCAGUGCUGCUCGCAGCUUUCUGCAGGAGCUGAGUGCGAGCCAACCCGAGGGGGUGUGCAUGGCUUCUGAUGCGUCUCGGAAACCCUCACCCUCCCGCCCAGCCACUGCUGUGACUCGCCAGCCCAGUGCUGCUCGCAGCUUCCUGCAAGAGCUCAGUGCCAGCCGGCCACAGGGAGUGGGCAUGGGGGCCAGCAGAGAGGGGGGGCGAGGGAACGGUGGGAAUGCUGUGAAAGCAAGUGGUGUGGAAAGAAUCGGAGACGGUGCUGUGAACAGUGACCCUCCUGAAGGCGGUCAGUACAGAGGCGGCAGGCGGCGUUCCUUGUCUCCAUUGGGACCGCAGCCGUCCGCCAGUAGCCCAGGUGCCAGCGCAGUGGCUGAUUUCAGGCCUGCUGCCGGCAGUGGCACGCACUGGCAGCAGUGGCAGCAGCAGCAGCAGCAGCAGCACCCCCGAGGGCACCUGGUCCGAGCUCACAGCACAGCAGUGCCUCAUGCGAGCUGGGCAGCAGCAACAAGCUCCUCUGACGUGUACAGGCAGGAACACUACCCUUCAUCACACCUGGUCCGCGCUCACAGCAGUGCAGCGCCUCAUGGGAGCAGUGCAGCAGCAGCAAGUGCGACUGGCAUGCAUAGGGAGCAGCAGCUACACUCACAGAUGCGGCUGGCCCGUGCUCACAGCACUGCCGCUCCUCAAGAUAGCAGGGCAGCAGCAGCAGGAGGUUCCGCUGGCGUGUACAGGCAGCAGCAUCUCUCUUCUCCCCAGCUGGCCCGUUCCCACAGCACUGCAGCAGGACAAGGGAACAGUGCAGCAGCAGCAAGUGCAGUCGCAGCAAGAGCUGCUGGGAUGCCUUCAGUGCAUGUUCCUCGAAUCCCGUUUCUUCCACACGUGCGGCCAGCACCACUUCGUAGCACUAGUAUGAGCUUGGUGGGUGAGUCUAUACAGGGGAUGAAUGCGGAUAGGCAGCUUAUACAGGGGAUGGAUGGAGAGAGGCGGUUUAUACAGAGGAUGAGGAGCGGAGGGAUGGUAGGAGUCAGGGCAGAGGGCUUGGAUGGUGGAAGGGAAGGAGCAGGACGAGGAGGAAGGGGAGGGAGGGGAGAAAGAGGAGGUAGGGGAGGGAGAGGAGGGGGGGGGAGAAGAGGUAUUGGAGAUGGGAGGGCGGUGCGGCCAGUGACUGCUGGAGGAAGCAUGAAUGUGUUGGUGAGGCAUGGCAUGAAUGGUAGUGGGGACAUAGGUGGUGCUGCAAGCUUGGGUGAUGGUGCAGGCAUGGGAAGCAGAGUGGGUGCUGGAAGGAUGGGGCCUUUGCAUCAUGCACAUAUGAACAGGAUGGGUAUGAGGCGGUGUGGCAGCUUGAACAUGAGUGCUGACAUGGACGUGUCUUAUUGGCCUCCUCACGCUGAUGACAUGGACGAGUCCCAAGAAGAAUUGGAUGCUGACGUGGAUGGAACGUGGGGUGGAGGUUUGGGAGCUGGAUGGGGGGGUGCUGCUGAGUCAGCAGCGUGGAACCACGGGCCUGCUUAUGUUAGCAUGCCACAGCGCCCGUACUCUUCUGGGGGGCAUACCGUGGGUGUGGCUAGUAGGGGACACAUGGAAGCUGCACCAUUGAGCUUUGGGGGAUCGGAUGUGUCCAUGGGGGGGUAUGCUAUGGCAAUGAGUGGUGGUAGAGCGAACCCGCACGCGAGGGACAUGGGCAUGGGUAUGGCCAAGGUGGGCCUUCAUAGACACAUGAGCAUGAGCAUAGCCCCUCAUGUAUCGCAAUAUGGAAGUAGGAUGGCUGGCUAUUGUGAAGAUGAGGAUGCGGAUGAGUGUGGAAGGGAUUCGGCUCGUUUUGGUGAGUCUGCAUCACGGAGGUACAACUGUGGCCUUGAUAGGAGCAGCAGCUCAGUAGCGUUUUUUUCCAUCAGAUUAGUUUCCGAUCUACUGUGCUCUAGUCUGUUCAGAGAGUAA